Molecule: messenger RNA, 1086 nt
Organism: Beauveria bassiana ARSEF 2860
Lineage: Eukaryota; Fungi; Ascomycota; Sordariomycetes; Hypocreales; Cordycipitaceae
Exons: 2
Coding region: 1-1086 (361 amino acids)
Biological process (GO): chromatin remodeling
Cellular component (GO): nucleus; Ino80 complex
Source: RefSeq, a predicted model, not a curated record
AUGGAGGACCUGCAACCAAAGACGGAGCCCUCGGCGGAGCGCAAGGCUGUCGGCUACAAGUCAUGGAAGAAGAAGUAUCGAAAGAUGCGCAUCGUCUUUGAUCAGAAGAUGCAGACCGGCGAAGAGCUGCACAAGCACGAAGCAAAGACUUCGGCGACAGUAAAGCGACUAGCCGUCGAAAACGACCGCCUCCUCGACAUCCUCCUCGACAUCAACAACUGUCCCCAAAUUCCCCUCGAUAAGCGCAUAGAUGUGGCUCUCACGCCUAACGGCGACGUCAAAGCUCCCACACUGGCCAUCGAUCGCAACCAUGCGUCGGAAAAGGCUGCAGCCCUCAAGAAGCUCGAGGAGCUUCUGACGGCGGUGCCGCACACCAACUACGCCACGGCCAAAAGCGCCAACGCUCCUAUCAUCGAGGACCUGACCCUGGGUGCCGGCGAGUCGCACCCGGUGAGUUUCCUCACACCCGACGACGUCGACGACUACAUCUUCACGGUGGACAGCAGCCUCGAUACCGACGCCCACCUUCCAACGCUCGCGCCGCGCGCCCACCCCAACAGCCACCUCUCCUCUCACCCGCACCUCAAGAACCCGACGAGCGUCACGAAUUGGCUGCGCAAACACGCCCCCAAGGUGUUCCUUCAAGACGGCGAGACCCACGAUGACGCCGAUGCUGCCGGCGGCGGUGGUGCCGAUGGAGCUUCCGCCAGCGCCCACGGCAACAGCGCCAGCGCGCGCAAGUCUCGCGGCGGACGAGUUGAGCGUGGUGGCAAGCCGACGUCCCGGGUCAAGCGCGCGAGCGGCGUCUCUUCCCGCGUCAGCAAUGCCGCCGCCGCCGCCGCCACCGCGUCUGCUGUAGAGAAGAGCGACAAGGGCGACAAGGGCGACAAGGGCGGCGACGCGGAUGCUAGCAUGGAAGAGGAACCUGACUACGGCACGCCCGUCGGCCGCGGCAAGCGCAAGAGAAAGGACGACGCCGGAUACAGACCUGGUGGCUCGGCCAGCAGACCGUCCAAGAAGAAGCGUAAGAGCGACGCAGAUGUCACGCCGAGCGGACGCCGCGCGAAGAAGGAGGCGGUCGAGUAG